AUGCGAAGAUGUUUAAGCUCUGCUUCUAAACUUUUUUUGCGAAAAAAAACUCUCCGUGAUCGAAGCUUGUUCUUCGUCUUUCGCCGGAGAAAAAGUGGAGUUAGAGCACCUCUGAAUUUCGAUUUCGGUGAGAUCUUUGACUCCUGGGGGAAAAUCCCCAACAAUCACUACUCCGCCGGAAAAAUAUCACCGGAUGGUUCUUACGACGCCGCCGAGGACAAAGAGAGCUUUGCGUUUUUGGAUUCUGUUCUUAAAGACGAUAAAUCUGAGUUUGUUUCCCACGCUAAACGCCUCUUCAACGGAGAAGAGUUAGAGUCCGGGAGAUUCGAGUCUUUAAAGCUUCUCAACGUUUGUUGCGGUUACGAUUCUAUCAACUGCGCUUCUUCCAUCAUCAACGGAGAUGUUGGAUCGGUUCCGUAUAUCAACGAUGUUGAUGCCGGUUCGGGAUUCUCGCCGCUGCACGCGGCUGCUGAGGCUAACGCGCCACGGUGUGUGGAGAUGUUGCUUAAACGACGCGCUCGUACAGAUAUCAAAAGCAAAGACGGACGCGGUUUGGUUCCUCUGGAGCUCUCUCUCUGCAAUGGCAGCCUACAUGUGACCUGGAAUCCAAAUGGUGACUCUAUUGGAGACUUGAUACUUCAGCUUGGUGACAAGGACAUGACUGUGGUGAAACUACUUGCUGAAAAGACAAAGGACUUGGAGACAGUGGCAUGUACAUUUGCCAGGGCAGGUGCAAUAGUUCCUUUGACUACAUUGCUGAUAGUAGCAACUGACAGGAUCAGAGAGGCAACUGUAGCAUUACAGGAUGAUGAUGAUAUUAUGCCAAAGCCUAAAACAACAAUCUAUGAGUCUGUUAUUCAAGAAGCGCUGCGCAGUAACAGCUCGAUGCAAAGUGUAUGCAACCAGAAAAGAAUGCUUUUGCUUCAGGAGAUUGAGCUCCUUCAGCUCUUUGGUGCUGCGGUUUUUAGUGAAUUUGUGGAUAAGCAAACCUCAUCGCUUAUGACCAUCGUACAGGCUGGAGACGAAGCUGUUCUUGAACUGCUUGUAAACACCAACAUCGACGUUAACGAAACAGAUGCAGAAGGGAAUACUGUUCUUCAAUGCAGCCUAAAGGGAUCGUCUGUACCACAUAAGCAGCAAACCAGAAUCAUGAACCUACUUAUUGCACACGGUGCACGAAUUACCCAAAAGAACAAGUUGGGUUUAUCUGCCGCACACUUUGCUGCUGCAAUUGGAAAUUUAUCUGCACUUGAGUUUCUACUAGCAGCCAACCCUGAGUUGGUUCACGCCAAGACAGUAAUCAAAGAGACACCGCUAUUCUUUGCAGUGAAGAAUAACCAUCUUGACUGCGUUGAGCUGCUUCUUCAAUGUGGAGCAAGUACAGAAAUUCAUAAUCUACGAAAACAGAGACCAAUAGAGCUAACACAGUCACAAGAUAUACGGUUCCUCCUUAACCCAACAAAUAUCAGUUGCUUUAGCAAAGAAACAGAACUUGCGCAGUUACGUAGUGCAGUUCCACCAACAAAAGCAGAUGAUAAAGAAACCAGUUUCCAGGGCACUUCCGUCCCACUGUGGCUAAAAAAGUUCGAAAAGUGGCUUCCUCGGUACCUCCAAGAUUCAUCAGACAGCUUUGGAAGAACUAGAUAUCCCCUCUCAUCACUCAAAGCUGAUUUCCAUGCUACUUUUGGCAUGGAUCUCGAUCACUCCUCUCUUGGUUUCUCCAAACUCAUCGACUUCGUCAAAUCUUUUCCAAAACUCUGUCAAAUGAAAGUUGUCCCCGUUGGUAAAUCUGGACCUGCAACCCACUGGGUGCUGUUACCUUCCAAGUUUCCUCAGCUCAAAGGAAGACCUCCUGAGCCACUCAUCAUCAGUAACAAUGAAUCUCGCUCUCCCAACAAACUGAAAGCCUCAUCAACGCCAGAUCCUAUAUGCAGUGACAGCUUCAUACAACAAACACCUGUCUCUAAGACCUUGAAGCCAGAACCAGAACCUCAACCUCCGUUGGUUGCAUCUUACAGCAACCAUGCACAAGUCAGUAAGAGCUUGAAGCCAGAACCAGAACCUCAACUUCACUUGGCUUCAUCUUACAGCAACCAUGCACAUGUCAGUAAGACCUUGAAGCCAGAACCUGAACCUUUCUUGGCUGCAUCUUACAACAACCAUCAUCAGCUAAAACAUCCGGUUCUAGAGACACUUGCGAAGAUCAGAAACAGCACAUCCAUUUUCUUUCUCCGUGAGUUCGACUUUUAUCAAGUAAGAGCAAUCCCACUCUCUGCUCCUUUUUUUCAUAUAUCGAAUCCUGUCAUUGAUUUCCUCACCAGGGAAGUGUCAUAUUUGCAGAGCUAUGAGACAAGUUUAAGGCAAGGAAUGUGUUUCUGGUGCAACAAGAGCAUGCUUCUAUGGGCAAACUUCCCAUGCCGACACAAACUCUGGUGCAGCUCUUGUAAACAAGAGGUUACUCAAUCUGCAGGAAGAGACAGCCUUGAAGAGCAACACAGGUGUGUGGUCUGUGAUGUGAAAGUGGAACGUUUCAUCUUGUCUCCACCGUUUGGUUUCGAUCACAAUGGUCUCCCUAACGACGCUGAAUUAGCCACUUCAUUCCUUCAGUUUCUGAGUAUAAGGAAUACCAUGUACAAGCAACAGACCAUUGCUCAGAUACAUCAUCAUGGGACAUAG
Arabis nemorensis is the source of this 2676-nucleotide messenger RNA. The record is from the annotation of a GenBank genome assembly. Lineage: Eukaryota; Viridiplantae; Streptophyta; Magnoliopsida; Brassicales; Brassicaceae.